AUGCCGGACGUUCCCAAUCAAUCUUCCGCAGCACGUAAAACCAAACAGUCGGCGGUACCGGGAUGUAGAGUGUGCAGUAGACGCCGUAUAAGAUGUGACGGAGCUCAGCCAGCUUGUGAGAAAUGUAUCUCUCGCGGCUUGCACUGUCCAGGAUAC
Molecule: messenger RNA, 156 nt
Organism: Bipolaris victoriae FI3
Lineage: Eukaryota; Fungi; Ascomycota; Dothideomycetes; Pleosporales; Pleosporaceae
Exons: 1
Biological process (GO): regulation of DNA-templated transcription
Molecular function (GO): zinc ion binding; DNA-binding transcription factor activity, RNA polymerase II-specific
Source: RefSeq, a predicted model, not a curated record